UUCCCUGCUCUCUCAUAGACUCAUACCAUACUCUCUCUCUCUCUCUCUCUCUCUCUCUCUCUCUUCAAUGGAAAAUUUCACCCAUUUUUUUUAGCUUCCAACUCUGUGCAACAAUGUUAUCCAAAACAUGAAAGCAAAGGAAGAGAAAAAUCUAAGUGGCCCAAAAUUGUAUCUGGGGUAUAAGGACUGACUGACUGACUGAGUAUAUUGAUGAACAAAUUGUAAACAACAUGUUGAGGAGGACAACUGAAUAUAAAAUGGUAGGGGAGAGAAGGGAGAACAUUAUGCCUGUGGAGGUAGCAAUCCAAAGAGAGCUAGCAUAUAGGAGGAAGGUAGCUAUGUUGCAGUUUACAUUAGAUGAAGAUUUGAAAGAUCUUAUGCCUUUGCAGGUGCUGUCUUCACAUUCAAGUCCCAUUCACAGCCCAAGACCAUUGGAAUGGCCAAGUGCAAGUCCAAGUCCGGUCCCAAGCACAAAUCGUUCAGUGCUAUCUUCACUUUCAAGUCCCAACCACAGCCCAAGACCAUUGGAAGGGCCAAGUUCAAGUCCAAAUCCAAGUUCAAGUCUGGUUCCAAGCACAAAUCUUUCAGGGAUAAAGCGAAAAGAGCUGAUCAACUGCCUUCAAUACCUGCAACCUGAGCAGCCCGGGCUAUCUCAUGGUAGUGUCAUGCUUAAGGAUCAGAUAGAUAACUUAUUUUGCAAGAUUUGCCAAGUGCAGUGCUCAGGUGCCUUUAAUCUCGAGCAACACUUUAAAGGAAGAAAACACAAGGCGAAAGUAGAAGAGUUGGAACUUAAUAGGAAAUAUGGAGGAGAGAAAGCAAACCAGCUUCAAUGUUGUGAAUUGUGUAAAGUAACGUGCAUGAAUGAAACUUUGUUGAAGCUGCAUUUACAAGGAAAAAAGCACAAGGAGAAACUACAACAACUGGAAUUGUUACAACAUGGAGAAGAAAUCCCAAACCAGCCACAAUGGUGUGAAUUGUGUAAAGUAACAUGCAUGAAUGAAACUUUGCUGAAGCAGCAUUUUCAAGGAAAAAAGCACAAGGACAAACUGCAAGAACUGGAAUCAUUAAAACAUGGAGAAGAAAUCCCAAACCAACCGAAGUGGUGUGGAUUGUGUAAAAUUUGGUGCAUGGGUGAUCAUAAUUUCAAGGAGCACCUUGAAGGUCAAAAGCAUAUUGUUCAGCUACAUGCUUUUCAGAAGGAAAAGAGGGCCAAACAGAUAAUUGAGAUUGGCUAAAGUCAUGACACAGAAUUUUAUUUUUGCCAAGAAAACAGUGAAAAUCUGUUUGAACUUAGUGCAUAUGACUUCUAGUCUCUAGAGUGAGUUUCUCCCUUUCCUCAUAUAUAGGCACCUAUAAAUACAAAGAAAAAAAGCCAAGAGUCUUGUAGGUCAACUAAUAUCUUUUGGCGUGUCCAACAGAGAUAUUUAGGAUUCAAAUCCCCCCUCCUCAUUGUAAAUAUCAAUUUAUCAAAAAAAAUUCACUGAAAAAAAAAGUAAUUUUGAACCAA
Messenger RNA from Quercus robur (English oak), 1507 nucleotides. RefSeq lists its product as uncharacterized. The record is from RefSeq and is a predicted model, not a curated record. Gene Ontology annotation, molecular function: nucleic acid binding; zinc ion binding. The transcript is spliced from 3 exons. NCBI's taxonomy places the organism in Eukaryota, Viridiplantae, Streptophyta, Magnoliopsida, Fagales, Fagaceae. The coding region runs from base 231 to 1235 and encodes 334 amino acids.